UAUGGGGUUUGGAAGUGACCUGAAGUAUUCUCAUGAAGCUUUGCUAAAACUGCAAGAUUGGGAGUUGCGGCUACUGGAAAUGGUGAAGAAAUUUAUGGCCACGAGAAUAAAAAGUGACAAGGAAUAUGCUUCCACUUUACAGAAUCUUUGCAAUCAGGUUGAUAAAGAGAGUACUUCACAACUGGAUUAUGUUAGUAAUGUCUCUAAGUCAUGGCUGCUCAUUGUACAGCAAACUGAACAGCUUAGCAAGAUCAUGAAGUCACAUGCGGAAGACUUGAAUGCUGGGCCGUUACAUAGACUUACCAUGAUGAUCAAAGACAAGCAGCAAAUAAAGAAGAGUUACAUCGGUGUUCACCAGCAGAUAGAGGCAGAGAUGUUCAAGGUAACGAAAACAGAAUUGGAAAAAUUAAAAUCAAGUUAUAGACAAUUAGUUAAAGAAGUAAAUUCUGCUAAAGAGAAGUACAAGGAAGCUGUGUCUAAAGGAAAAGAGACUGAAAAAGCCAAAGAUCGCUAUGAUAAAGCCACUAUGAAACUCCACAUGUUGCACAAUCAGUAUGUGUUGGCACUGAAAGGAGCACAACUGCACCAACAUCAGUAUUAUGAUACUACACUUCCUCUGUUCCUUGACUCCUUACAGAAGAUGCAAGAAGAAAUGAUUAAAGCACUAAAAGGGAUUCUUGAUGAAUAUAGUCAGAUCACCAGUCUGGUAACAGAGGAAAUAGUGAAUGUUCAUAAAGAGAUCCAGACUUCUGUUGAACAGAUAGACCCUGGUUCAGAGUACAAUGGCUUCAUAGAGGCUCACAGGACGCCAGAUGUUGUACAACAAGAAAUUGAGUUUGAUACAUCUUUAUUGGAAGAAAAUGAAAAUCUUCAAGCUAAUGAAAUUAUGUGGAAUAAUUUGACAGCUGAAAGUUUGCAAGGCAUGUUGAAAACAGUAGUAGAAGAACUCAUUCAGACGCAGCAGAUGCUUCUAAACAAGGAGGAGCUUGUUUUGGAACUAGAAAAAAAGAUUGAAGAGUCUUCAAAGAUCUGUGAAAGGAAAUCGGAUGUUGUGCUUCUCCUCAGUCAGAAGCAGGCACUGGAAGAACUGAAGCAAACAGUUCAGCAAUUAAGAUGCACCGAAGUCAAGUUUGCUGCUCAGAAAGAACUUUUAGAAAAAAAAGUUCAAGAAAAUGAUGGGAAAGAGCCCCCACCUGUUGUAAAUUAUGAAGAGGAUGCCAGAUCAGUCUCUUCUAUGGAUAAGAAAGAUAAAGUUUCGAGGUUUGAUACGAUUCGGCACUCCAUUGCUGGAAUGAUAAGAUCUCCAAAAUCUAUGUUAGGCACUUCAUCGUUUUUUGAUGUAAUAUCAACCAGUGAAAAACCAUUGGCGGAGCAAGACUGGUAUCAUGGUGCAAUCCCAAGAAUAGAAUCUCAAGAGCUAUUAAAACAGCAAGGAGACUUCUUAGUUCGAGAGAGCCAUGGGAAGCCUGGUGAAUAUGUCCUUUCAGUAUUUUCAGAUGGACAACGGAGACACUUCAUCAUACAGUUCGUUGAUAAUCAGUAUCGAUUUGAAGGAACUGGGUUUCCAACUAUUCCUCAGCUUAUAGAACACCAUUACCAAUCAAAACAAGUAAUUACAAAGAAAUCAGGGGUAGUUCUGCUGAAUCCUGUUGUUAAGGAUAAGAAAUGGGUUCUCAGUCAUGAAGAUGUCACACUGGGAGAAUUACUGGGCAAAGGUAAUUUUGGUGAAGUGUACAAGGGAACACUAAAAGAUAAAACUCCUGUUGCUGUAAAAACCUGUAAAGAAGACCUUCCUCAAGAGUUGAAAAUAAAGUUUUUAUCAGAGGCCAGAAUACUCAAACAGUAUGACCAUCCAAACAUUGUAAAGCUUAUAGGAGUUUGCACUCAAAGGCAACCUAUUUAUAUCGUUAUGGAGCUUGUUCCAGGAGGUGAUUUCCUCUCCUUUUUAAGAAAGAAGAAGGAUGAGCUCAGGACUAAGCAGCUAGUGAAAUUUUCAUUAGAUGUUGCUGCUGGUAUGGCGUAUCUUGAAUCCAAAAACUGUAUUCAUAGAGACCUUGCUGCCAGGAACUGCCUAGUGGGUGAAAAUAACAUACUGAAAAUCAGUGACUUUGGAAUGUCUCGUCAAGAAGAUGAUGGAGUUUAUUCCUCUUCAGGCUUAAAACAGAUUCCCAUCAAAUGGACAGCUCCAGAGGCUUUGAACUAUGGGCGAUAUACUUCUGAAAGUGAUGUAUGGAGUUUUGGUAUCUUCCUUUGGGAGACUUUCAGUUUAGGUGUGUGCCCAUACCCAGGAAUGACUAAUCAACAGGCACGGGAGCAAGUAGAGAAAGGCUAUCGAAUGUCAUUACCUCAGAAGUGCCCAGAGGAGAUAUAUAAAAUAAUGCAGCAGUGCUGGAAUUACAACCCUGAACUCAGACCAAAAUUCUAUGAGAUUCACAAAGAACUGGCUGCAAUCAAGAAGAGAGUGACAUAGUGAAAAACUAACAGGACUCAAACUACAGGACGCUUCUCUUUUUCCAGAAAAGUAAUAUUUUGUCAUGAACACUAUGCAUUUGUAUCACAUUGCUUUUGGUUUUCUCCUGGGGUUUUUUCUAAAAGAAUGGUUUGUGUACAAAUUUGUCAGGCUGCAAAACAUCAAACAUAUGUGGAAGAGAAAGAAAGGGCUCUGCCAAAUGCUAUAUAGCCAAUCACAGUGAUGCUGUCUUUUACGUUGUGUGUACUUCAAAAACACACACACACGAACUCUGACUCUUUUCUUGUACUGUGAUAAAUUCCUCACAAUGUUUUUUCCCGUUUUCUUGGCUUUCAGUUCAGUGCCAAGUUUUCACACUAGUCAUUCUGUCAGCCGACUUAUGCACCAUUCCUAUAAGUCUUAAAACUGAAGGCACAGUUUUUAAUAUUACCUCAAUUUUAAAAGAUUAUACAAUGUACUGCUCUGGGGGGGAAACACUAACACCAGAAGCUAAUCUAAUCUUGGAUUUGCUAGUUCUUGUUCUAAAAAAACAAAAUAAGCUGAAGAUUUGUUUGUGGAACAGGAAGUGCAUUCUAAGUUUCUUGCAAAUAUUCCGAGAUUCAGUAAACAUUUCCAACACUGAGCAUUAUUUAUUUCUCUUUAAAAAAAAAAACAAAAACAGGGGGAAAGCCAUGAUUCAUCAGGAAUCAGCAUGCACAAAUCUGUUUGGUCUAGCCUUUAUUUAAAAACAACAACACUGAAGCUGGGUCAUGUAUGAUAUAUAUUUGUCAGGAAAUAUUGCAGAUGAUCUGUCUUUUCUGAAGGAUGUGCACAUUUAGAAGUGCUGUCAGCAAGAAACGUGUUUCAGAAUGAGA
Molecule: messenger RNA, 3324 nt
Organism: Gekko japonicus
Lineage: Eukaryota; Metazoa; Chordata; Lepidosauria; Squamata; Gekkonidae
Gene: FER
Product: fer (fps/fes related) tyrosine kinase
Exons: 18
Coding region: 2-2470 (822 amino acids)
Biological process (GO): regulation of mast cell degranulation; cell adhesion; peptidyl-tyrosine phosphorylation
Molecular function (GO): ATP binding; non-membrane spanning protein tyrosine kinase activity
Source: RefSeq, a predicted model, not a curated record